Molecule: messenger RNA, 1883 nt
Organism: Triticum urartu
Lineage: Eukaryota; Viridiplantae; Streptophyta; Magnoliopsida; Poales; Poaceae
Source: RefSeq, a predicted model, not a curated record
AUGUCUGAUUACAAAAUUCAUGUCUUGCUACACCACCGCAACUUGCAAAGCCACAAGUUUAAGACUAGGACAUACAGAUUUUCGAAUCCAAGCCCAUUUCCAGCUGAACCGAAGCACAAAAGCCCACCGGGCCAUUCCCUCUUCCCGGCUUCGGAUUUGGACGCCGUCGCCGUCGCCGUCGCGGCGGCAAACCCCAAAAAAAUGGCGCCUCCUCCCCUAGACGACCUCACGCACCUGCUCGCCGAGGUGGCCUCCAGCCUCUCCCGCCCCCCCGGCGGCGCGGGCCCCUCCUCCGUCGCCGCCGACUCGCUCUCCGCCUCCAUCUCCUCCCUCGUGGCUGCCCUCAACCCCCGCGCCGCCGCCCCUGCCUCCUCCAGAACCAGGGUCCUCGACGCCGCGCUCUCCCUCAUGUGCUUCGACCCACAGGAGGUGGAUAGGGCUCGCCUGGGCUGCCUCGUCCGCACCGCCGUCUCCGCGCUCUCCGACUCGGCCUCGUGCCGAGUGGCCCGGACCGACGACCGCGCCGAGAUGCUCUGCGUCGGGAGCUCCAUCUCGCCCCGGGACUGCCGCGAGCUGGUCCGCUCUUGCGCCGCCCUCGUCGAGAAAUUGGGGGGCCGGGAUGUUGCGGGGCAUUCCUAUGAUCUGUUGCAUGCUGCUGUGAAAACAGCCUUGUUAUCCCCUCGUUACCAGUGUCUCUUUCCUUCGCCAUAUUACAGAGAAGAUGGAGAAAGCAGUUGCGAGAUGGGUACCAUUUCUCUGGAUGUAACAACCCAUCCAUCUUAUCAAGUGCUUCCCGAUGAUGGCUCAAUCCCGCCGAGGGUCCAUUUGUGGCAUUACGACCCAUCAAUUCUGAAACAUGAUCUUUCAGAGAUGCUACGAGAAGCAAUUACAAGGCCUUUGCUUUGUCUGAGAAAAGAAUUACAUGAUCGGGUAGCAUGGCGUGUGAUUGUAAUAUGCUUAGUUUGCUCCCCAUCAGCGUUCUUGGAGAUGUGGUCAUUAUUCCAUAUAUGGUUUCUUGCGACGGGUAUGGGUUCUGUGCUAGUACUUUGCACAGCAGUGGUAUCAUGAGUGUUAGAGAUUCUUCUUGAGCCUAUGGGAUGGGGAAUAUCCAUGGAACUGGGACAGAAAUGUCCCUUUACACAUGCUUAUUUCCCAAGCCAACAAAGGGAUUUACUUGCCAUACUAACUGGACCCAUAUCAUGCAGACGAUUUUUGGAUCUUGUUUCUUACAUAGAAGCUAUGGUUUUCUUGGGUGAAACAAGCAGCGACAACUCUUCAUGGAAAAACAUACAAUCACAAACAUCAAAAGGGUCACACUUUGGCAAGAAACAGCCACCAAAGGGAUUGGUCAAAUUCAAAUACAGUUCUGCUUGGUUGACAAUUACGAACUUCCCUACCUGGUUCAAUUUUGCCACUGCUCUACUAUUUCACCAGGAAGGUUCACAAGGUUAUUUAUCAGAAGUAUUAUCUGAGGAGAAAACUGCUGAAUCAAUAAGCGAUAUCAGUCUUGCUCAGAGGGCAGCAUUUUACCUUUUGUGGGUGUUAUGCCCUUCUAAUGUUGAUGAAUGCCAGUUGCUAGCUAAAAAUAUGGUGGAGCUAUCACAUUCUUGGGCCAGGAACAACAAAAGACGCCCAAGUUAUGCAUAUCAUACCAGUACAGUAAAUCACAGGAGGAGACUGUGAGUGGGAGCUCCUACUCGACGCAUUUUGCGUCAAACAGCGAAGCGACGCACGCACGUACCCCCCGACUGGGCCGGCCCAAAUAGAGGGUGAUGUAGUGAGCGCAUUGAUGUUAAAAAAAACGGAAAUGCAGGCAGAGUCUCUGUCACCAGGAUUCGAACUCAGCACCUACAACUACGGUCGGAGAGCAGCUAACCAGUUGA